CACUGCCGUUCACUGAUGCUCUCACUCCACUCCUCACAAGCAUCCAAGAUGCUGGUCAGGGUACUCUUGGGUCUCCUGGCGGUGGCACGUGGAACUCCGUGGGUGAGUUCAGAGCCUUUACUCCCCGUGCCCAUACCCAUCCCCUUCCAGACACCUUCCUCCAGCGCCUCCAGCAACUAUGGGAUACCAAGAAGUGACUACACAGCGCUGCAACAUGGCAUCAGCAGCAGCACGAGUAUUGCCAAUGACUUCCUAUCCUCCAUCAUACGGUUCGGCCUGAGCAUCCACGACGCUGCCCGGGCUACUUUCGGCUAUGGUGACAGUACCAGUAGUGGGUAUGGGUACGAGGCUCCCAAUACUGGUUAUGUGCCCCCUGCUAGUGAGUACGGGACCCCUGCCUAUGAAUACAAACCCCCUGCUAGUGAGUACGGGACCCCUGCCUAUGAAUACAAACCCCCUGCUGAUGAGUACAAGCCCCCUGUUAGUGAGUAUGUGACCCCUACUGAUGAGUACAAGCCCCCUAUUAGUGAGUAUGUGACCCCUACUGAUGAGUACAAGCCCCCUGUUAGUGAGUAUGUGACCCCUACUGAUGAGUACAAGCCCCCUGUUAGUGAGUAUGUGACCCCUACUGAUGAGUACAAGCCCCCUGUUAGUGAGUAUGUGACCCCUACUGAUGAGUACAAGUCCCCUGUUAGUGAGUAUGUGACCCCUACUGAUGAGUACAAGCCCCCUGUUAGUGAGUAUGUGACCCCUACCGAUGAGUACAAGCCCCCUGUUAGUGAGUAUGUGACCCCUGCCGAUGAGUACAAGCCCCCUGGUAGUGAGUAUGUGACCCCUGCCGAUGAGUACAAGCCCCCUGGUAGUGAAUACGUGACCCCUGCCAAUGAAUAUGAGCCUUCGACAUAUGAUUACAGUCCCCCAGCUGAGAAGUAUGGCACCCCUGAGACUGAAUAUGACCCUCCUAAGAAUGAAUAUGGCACCCCUGAGAAUGGAUAUAAGCCUCCUAAAAGUGAAUAUGGCCUCCCUUCUAAUGGAUACCUCCCGCCACCUAAUGAGUACAAGCCCCCUGAGGAUGAGUAUGGCUCCCCUGAAGAUGAGUAUGUCCCCACUGAAAAUUACUAUGUCCCUCCUAAAACUCAGUACAGUUCCCCUGAUAAUGAGCACGGUUCUCCUGUUACGGAAUAUGGUACCCCCGAAGAUGAGCAUGGCCCUUCUGGAAAUGAAUAUGUCCCGCCUGAAGAUGAGUAUGUCCCCCCUAAAACUGAAUAUGUCACUCCGGAAAAUGAGUAUGCUGUCCCGGAUAAUGAGUAUGGUGUCCCGGAAAACGAAGAAAAAGACGAUUCUGACCAUUACAUCGCGAUCAUCACCUACCCGGACACUCCUGCCCCUACAUACAUUAUCCCUGUCGAUGAUUACAAGGAACCUAUCAAUGACUACCAGGAACAUUCCGAGGGCCCCUCUGUAACCGUCGAAGAGGCACAGCUGAUUGGGCAGAGUAAGUUCACGACUGGUCAUGUCAUUCCUUUGACUAGCCAACAGGUUUAUACUGACAGCACCACUCCUUCCAGUGCCUACACGACCCCUGCUACCAAUUACUCCCCUGCACUGAAACACGCCACUUCUCCUCCCUCCUACACCACCUCUGCACCAAGCUACACCACCUCUAGGCCAAGCUACACCACCUCUGUCCCAACGUACACAACCAAAGCACCGAGUUACACCUCUACUAACAGCUACACCACCCCAAUGCCUAGCUACACCACCAAGUCUCACUACAACUCAGCAUUCCCAAAGCGCAACCCGUUCUCCACCAGUCCACACUACGCUAAAGAUUCCACAUUAACCUCCUCUACACACUUCAGCUUCCCAAACAACAAGGGCCAUGGCACACGCCCCACGGGACACAGCAACAUCGCCAUCAUCUUUGGCGAACCCUUACGUGAAUUGAGGCCCAAUUUCAACAAUCUCAAGGUCUCCAGACAGUCACGCUACAGAGGCGACCUCAGAAGUCCUGCCACCAGUCUUUUCUUAAACGUAUCCCCACACAGGUCCGGGCUACGGAAACGAAAGACAACUCUGCCUGAACGGCCCAGAGUGGCUGUCUCCCAAUCCUCGUCAACUGUUAAUGGUUUCAGGCCCAUUAUCACAACCACUCUACGACCCACGAGUGCUGGCUUUAGGUUGCCCAAUGUGAACCAUCUCAGACAUAGUGGGUCCACUCCUACUCCACCAACCGUGACGUAUGGUGAGUUUAAACCAAUCAUCAGCACGACCCCACGACCCACCGCCGUGACUCACAGACCGCACCACGGAGGAGGCCUCAGACCAGUUAUCACGACCACGGGACAACCUAACACUUUCGCACCCUCGAGCACCCUACAGCCCCACAGGACAACUCCGGGAGGGCACAGCUUCACCACGCCCCACAGUCCACUCUUGAGGAUAGUCUUGGGUAAUCCGCAACUCCAUCUACCAAGGGAUAUCGUUUCAAAAGCACCACCCCACAACCAGAACCGCAAUGCUGCCCCAAUAAGACCUGGACACGGGAUCAACCAACCGACUCACCCAGCUCACGGCGUUCAGGUGUUCCAUAAAGGUGUGCCAGAUGUGAGGGUCCAAAUACCUGCCCAUACACCUGUCCACACACCUGUCCACACCAUACCUGCCCCUCAUUCCGCCCAGGUGCACGGGACGUAUGGCAAAAGCCAGUAUCAUUUCUCGUGGAAGGCUCUGCCGGGGCAAGUGUUCACGUGGAGCAAAGGGGACGAGUACUGCACCUCACUGGGCCCGGGCUGGGAGCUGGUGAGCCUCGAGCUGCCCGACGAGAACUUCUACAUCAGCCAGGUCGUCGCCAAAGAAAACGUGAAGUACAUCUGGCUGGGAGGCUUUAGAGAACCCGGGUCAAGGUUCUUCGUGUGGCUGUCAGGAGGCGGCUUCAAGGGAUACAACUGGAGCUCAACUGGAGGGAGAGGCGUCCCCCAGCCAGACAACAGGGAGGGCAACGAGUACUAUAUAGCGCUUCUCAACAACUUCUACAAGGACGGCAUUAAGUGGCACGACAUUGCCAACUCUCAUGAAAAGCCAGUGAUUUGUGAGAGGAGGAACCCUGGCCCCCACAAUGCCCACGUGUAGAUGACUGAGUGAUGAUUGGGUGGUGGUGGAACGGUAGCCAAAAAGAGGUGAAUGGUGUGAAAUAUUUAGCCUUUUUUUUUUUUUUAAGAGAGAGAGAGAGAAGGUAUUAAGAAAAAUGAAUUGACUGAAUGCCUGACUGGUUGGCUGAGUGAAGCUACAACAAUAGUUAGAGGUGAAUGUUUUUACCCUUUUCUAGUGAGCUAGAGAGAGAGAGAGAAAAAAAAAAAAGACAGGAAAGGAAGAAUGUACAGUUAGCAAGAUUUCAGAAAGAUAGUGAAAAAGAGAGGCAUGGAGAGGAAAAGAAAAAGAGAAAGGAAAGAAAAGUCCACGUGUCGACCGUAAAAAUAAAGAGAUAGAGAGAAGAGAAGAGAGAGAAAAAGAGCAAGAGGUGUAAGAAGGUGAAAUAACAAGAAAGGAAGAAUGAAACGAAAGAAGGAAGAAAGAAAAGAAGGAAGGAAGAAAGAGGUAAUAACACACACACAUACGCACUCUUGCACCUGUACUUUGCAAGACAGGUGCGAAGGAAGAAGGUAAAAGCAAAGAGAAGAGAGAAAAAGUUUACACAAGAAGCGAAAGAGGAACAGAAGGAAACACGAACAGAAAUGAAGAAUAAGGAUGAACAAGUCUAUAUAUAAAACCACAAAAUAACCUUUAAAAUAAGAAAAAAAAAUGUGUUCAAAGGUGUAAAGGAAGGACGAGAAGAAAAAGAAGAAAAUGCGAAAGAAAUAAAAGAAGGGAAACUGAAGGAACAAGAAGAAAUUGCCGAGGAAACAAGGGAAUGAAGAUAAACGAGGACAAACAGGAAGAUGGAUAAGAGAGGUGAACGAAGAGGAGAAAGAAAUAAAGGAGAUUUAAAGGAAAGGAGGAGGAAAGAGAAAGAGAGGAGAAACGAAAGGAAAAGAAUAUAAAAAGUAAAAAAAAAAAAAAAUUAUCUACCCCCUCUCCCUCUUCCUUCUUUCGCAACUGCAGAAAGAGCAAAUAAAUACGAAGAAAAGGAGGAAGUAAAGAAAAAUGAAAAAAAAUGGAAGCAGUAGUAAGAGAAGAAGAGACAUAAUAGGAAAUGGAAAAAAGAAAAAGCAAACAAGAUACCACAAACAAAGAAGAAGAAGAAGAAGAAGAAAAA
This is a messenger RNA of Scylla paramamosain (green mud crab), 4255 nucleotides long. RefSeq names its product mucin-2-like. The coding region runs from base 16 to 3132 and encodes 1038 amino acids. The record is from RefSeq and is a predicted model, not a curated record. The transcript is spliced from 5 exons. NCBI's taxonomy places the organism in Eukaryota, Metazoa, Arthropoda, Malacostraca, Decapoda, Portunidae.